AUGGCACCUCAAAGGUCUCAGGACGACGUUCAUAUUGAGGAUCUUCCUCGAAAACUCACUCUCUACAACUACAAAUGUGUAGCCUUUGCGGCUGUCGGCUCCAUCAUCUAUGGGUACUGCUUGUCUGCAGUGGCAACAACAUUGGGUCAACCUAGCUUCUACACGUAUAUGAACCUGCAAACGGACGAAUCAGUCGACAAGUCUGCCUACGAUUACAUGGUUGUUAUCCAAGGCUUAAGCACUUCCUUGUCGCAAGCUGGAGGGUUCUUUGGAUGUUUCUUCAAUUCGUGGACAGCAGACAGAUUCGGCCGCCUCAGGUCGUUUCAAAUCGCUAGCCUCAUUGUCAUCGUCGGGGGUGCCCUCACGGCGGGAUCGAUAAACAUUCCCAUGUUCCUCUUCUUUCGGUUCUUCGCCGGGUUUGGUGUCGGCAUGAUUUUGGUUCUGUUCCCAAUGUAUGCAGCGGAGCUCUCCCCACCACGAGCACGAGGCCUUCUUGUCGGUCAACAUGGACCUGGUCUUGCCAUUGGCUACAACAUCGCGGCUGCGGUCAGCUAUGGCUGCUACUUUGCAAAGGACGGAAACUUUGCUUGGCGCUUCCCCCUGGCCCUGCAGUGCCUCUUUCCCGCCAUCCUGUUCACCUUUUCGUUCUGGAUGCCGGAGAGCCCCCGAUGGCUCAUUUUGAAGGAUAACCUUGACGAAGCUCAGAGAAUCAUCACUCGCAUCCACCGGUCUCCCAGUGAUGAGGAUGACGCGUUCGCGCGCGCCGAGUUUGACCUGAUGGUGGCACAAAUUCAGCUCGAACGGCUAAAUAGUGGCGGUGCCGCAACCUCGUUUGUCGGUCGCUGGAAGUAUCUCUUCAGCAAGAAGUCAUACCUCCAUCGAUGCGCCCUUGGCUUUGGGAUCAUGUUUGGGAUCCAGGGCACAGGUGUCUUGGUCAUCAACAAUUUUCAAAUAAUCCUUUAUCCUGGUCUGGGAGUCGGUGCGGCUCUCUCGUUGGCGUUGUACUGGGUAUACUUGGCUAUUGCGUUUAUUGGCAACACCACUUCCUCGUUGAUAAUCGAUCGGUUAGGACGAAGAAGAUCCCUUCUCAUUGGUCUCGUGGGGUCUAUCAGCGCCCUCAUCGGAGAGACGGUCGCUUCGUCGUUUCUCCCGACGACCAACAAAGCCGUUCUUGUCACUGGAGUGUUUUUCAUUUUCUGGUACAUCCCUUGGUUUUCUUCCAUGGUCGAUGCAGUCAUGUACAUCUACAUGUCCGAGAUUUGGCCAUCCGAGGUUCGAUCAGAGGGGAUUGCAUUGUCUGUGUCUGGUCAAUGGCUCGCGUCCAUUGCGUUUCUACAGGCGUCACCCACGGGAUUCGCCAACUGCGGCUGGAAGUUUUACCUACUUUUUGUGUUUUGCACGGCCGCGAUGUGGCUCGUUGUGUAUUUCUACUACCCCGAAACCAAAAACAUCCCCAUGGAGGAGAUGGGACGAUUGUUUGGUGACGAGGUUGCCGGUACCCUCGAGGACGAACUCAAACACCAUGGUCACGCCGCGCAUGAAAAGGCAGCUCAAGCCACAGAACUCGAGUCCAAGUAA
Messenger RNA from Exophiala oligosperma, 1578 nucleotides. RefSeq lists its product as uncharacterized. The record is from RefSeq and is a predicted model, not a curated record. Gene Ontology annotation, cellular component: membrane. NCBI's taxonomy places the organism in Eukaryota, Fungi, Ascomycota, Eurotiomycetes, Chaetothyriales, Herpotrichiellaceae. Gene Ontology annotation, molecular function: carbohydrate:proton symporter activity. Gene Ontology annotation, biological process: transmembrane transport; carbohydrate transport. The transcript is spliced from 4 exons. The coding region runs from base 1 to 1578 and encodes 525 amino acids.